Serpula lacrymans var. lacrymans S7.9 is the source of this 3133-nucleotide messenger RNA. RefSeq lists its product as uncharacterized. Bases 16 to 2742 code for a protein of 908 amino acids. The transcript is spliced from 9 exons. Gene Ontology annotation, cellular component: nucleus. Lineage: Eukaryota; Fungi; Basidiomycota; Agaricomycetes; Boletales; Serpulaceae. Gene Ontology annotation, biological process: mRNA processing. Gene Ontology annotation, molecular function: RNA binding. The record is from RefSeq and is a predicted model, not a curated record.
CAAGCACCAAGAACGAUGAGCACUACUCGGUUGAAACGCAAACUCGGAGAUCUGGGUAUUGACCCAGCAAGUUCAAAGGCGAAUGAGUCUUUUUGCUUGAUCGGCACACCGUUGCCUCCGCUCGAAAAGUCUCGGGAUACGGGAGAAUUCGUACCAUUGUGGAAACAGGAUGUCAGAGACGAGAAAGGGCGUCGAAGAUUGCAUGGUGCAUUCACAGGAGGUUUCUCUGCUGGAUAUUUCAACACUGUGGGCUCCAAAGAAGGAUGGGCACCCUCUACCUUCGUUUCUUCGCGUUCUGACCGCGCUCAGAAGCGUGCCGCACGGCCGGAAGACUUCAUGGAUGAAGAAGACAUCGCUGAACGCCGAGCUGAUUUGAAUCUCGUUGACGAAAAUGAGCAGAUGGACCUCCUUGGUGGAACGCAAGCUGAGAUGAGUCGCCGCGCUGGUACCGAAGAGGAUGAGAAAGACCCCAUCACGCUAGCGCUGGAACAGUCCCUUCUUCCCGCACCUAAAGAUUCCGUCGGGGCUCGCAUACUGAAGAAGAUGGGUUGGCGCAUUGGGCAAGGAAUUGGCCCACGCGUGACAUGGCGCCAGCGUGCUAUUCAAGACGGACGCGAUCUAGAUGCUGAAGUGGACGAAGAGGCGAAGAAGCACUUGUAUGCUCCAAAAAAUACGCCAUUACUGGUUCCAGCGAGAAAAGACAACUCACAUGGACUAGGGUACUCCCCUGGAAUGGGGCUACACGAUAGCUUAGGUAUGGAUGAUCUCGACAUUUACGAUGGCAAAGUAGUUCGCGGUGGCAGUCGUACUGCAUAUGAUGCAAGCGAUGUACAUGACGACGACCAUAUAACUUCUGGUACUAGGCAUGCAGGUCGUAAGGGAGCUCCACCACCACCUGUAAGCAUUCAUUUCUUUUUUCUACUUAGAUCGUCCUCAUCAGGCGGUAAAUUUAGUGAUGGUAAAUCACCUGUAGCAGGUUUUGUAGUCUCUGACAAACCUGUUGCUCAAGAUGAAUGGUUUCCUUUGCCUGAUAUACCUAAGGACUGGAAGCCAGACCCUACACGCGUCUGGGGUGGCAAAGAGAAUGUAGACGCUGAAAGAGAGGAACCAACCGGUGGCGCUCCACGACCACAACCUCACGCUCAAUGGAAAACUGGUAAAACAGCAGGCGAGCGAGGAGCUAUAUUGGGUGAAAUAUCCCAACCUUCAGCACCUCGCUCAGUGUUUGAAUACAUGUCACAAAAGGACCAAGAACGCAUCAGGUCAUUCACUUCUAUUCCCAACCGAUUUGUACCGCCUUCCAACGAUCGUCCAACCUCGCCGGCGCUACCGUCGGCCCCUCUUACCAUCCCACAUACCGAGCCCCAAGUUGCUCAAUCCGCGUUACUCGGCUUCCGACCCUUCACCUCAGAUCCCACCAAGCAAGCACGGUACAACCGUUAUCUGCAGGCUGCUGCAGACCCUGGCGGCACCACAUCACCUCCACAACCCACUCCAGGACAAGAUGCCGACUCUUUUGGAAGAGAGAUGGCUGAGUAUGCAAAGGCGGCUGCUCUAUUCCGCCCCGUAUCGGGUGCCAUGGCAGGAAGAUUCACUAGUGCGGCGGUGCUAGACCUGGGCCCAAAAAUUAUUGAAGGGUUGCAUCAACCAGUUGCAGGUGAAAGUGCCGAUGAUGACGCUGAUGAACAAGACGAACGGGAGGAACGGAUAGAGGAGAAGAUGGAGGAGGAUCCGAAGGUUCACGCUGCGAAGCUGGGGAUGUAUGGUCCUAUGACACGCGAGACGGUGGUAUGGCAGCCUGCGAGGCUGCUGUGCAAGAGGUUCGGGGUGAAGGAGCCAAAUCCGGAGCCUGUCGAUGAAAAGGUGGCACCUUCUGAUCCGGGGUCGGGAUGGCAGCCUGAGUCAGAGUUGUCAAAAGCGGAUGCAAGCGUGCCAGCUUCUGGUAGUGGUGAUGUUCCUGCAAGUGUGGACGGUGGCAAGAAGAAGAGACGAGAUAUCGCAAAUAUCGGAUUAGGUGAGGAUGAUGGGCAGGGAGAGGACACGUUGACGUAUGUACGGCCCGCGAUGGACGUGUUCAAGGCUAUAUUUGCAAGUGACGACGAGGAAAGUGAGGAUGAAGGUGGACAGAAUGGAGACGAUGGGAAGAAAGCUGAAGAGGGUGAAGAUGGAGCUAUCACCGGUGUUGCUGCGAUAGAAUCAUCUUCUACGCCAGUACCCAUGCCUCCACCCGCAGAGGCGGGUCCAUCCACCACUCCUGCCUCUCAGCUAAACCCGAAUGGAGUCCCCUCCACGGAGAAGAUAGAUCUAGCUACUUUCAAGCCAACAUUCAUUCCCCGAUCCGAGCGGGAAGGCAAAUCCAAGAAGUCAAAGGAGAAAGACAAGGAAAAGAAGAGUAAGAAGAAAAAGGGAGGUGCACUCGUCUCAUUCGAGGUAGAUGAAGGAGGUGAGGAGUCGUUAUCGUUCUCUACUCCUCGGGAAAGGCGGAAGGAUCGCGAUCGACCAAAGAAAAAGAAACGGAGGGACAACGAACAUGAAGCUGAUCGUGGCGACGAGGGCGACGACGAGGGUAUGUGGGUAGAGAAGCCGCCACCUGCAUUCGUAAAGACUUUGGCCAUGGAUGAACCACCACCAAUCGGUAUUGGGAGCCUGGGCGCUAAUGAUACGGCUGAUAACAUGGACGUACUUAUGGGAGAUACAGAGCGCCCUAUGAGAGGGCGAAAGCGCGCAGUAGAUUUCAUGUAGUCUACAGUCUACUGUAAAUGUAGUAUAAUGCUAUUUUUGUUUUAUUCCUCGUCUUCACUACCCUCCUCCUCCUGCUUAUCUUCACCAUCAUCUUCGCCCUGUGAGUGCCAACCUUCAAGUCCUUCAUGUUGUUCCUCCUCGCUGUCCUCGUGUCCAUGCCCAUUGUCAGCACGCUUUCUCUUUCCAUUUACUGCAUUCGCAAUUUCGGACGGCUCGCCUUCUGCUAUCGUCAUGCAAGUCAGCCUAGUGCCCUUGGUGUCGUAUUCAGCAACAGGAUGUAUUUCCAAUUUUUCUUCACAAUGUGCUGGCAGAGAAGCCAAAUCAUACACAUGGAUCUUCCCAUCUGAGGAGACGGUACAGACUAUCGUUGUGGACAAUCUGGCGCUUUUUU